AUGAAUGGCCAAAGUGGUUAUGUACCGGCGACUUAUAUUCCAUUGGGACAAUCGGAUUCUGAACCAGAGAAUGUUCCACUAGCCAAGGCAGAAAAUCAUGCUCCUCGUUCUCAAUUCGUGGGUGAUAGACCAACAAGGUGGUCAUCUGGAAUCUGUGCUUGUGGUGAUGAUACACCGAGCUGUUUAAUCGACUGUUUAUGCCCAUGCACUUGUUCACCAAGAAUGCAGAAUUCUUGGGAUCUGGAACACUGA
Molecule: messenger RNA, 252 nt
Organism: Linum trigynum
Lineage: Eukaryota; Viridiplantae; Streptophyta; Magnoliopsida; Malpighiales; Linaceae
Source: the annotation of a GenBank genome assembly